Nomascus leucogenys (northern white-cheeked gibbon) is the source of this 4846-nucleotide messenger RNA. It is a transcript of the gene VPS39, whose product is annotated as VPS39 subunit of HOPS complex. NCBI's taxonomy places the organism in Eukaryota, Metazoa, Chordata, Mammalia, Primates, Hylobatidae. Gene Ontology annotation, molecular function: protein binding. Gene Ontology annotation, cellular component: membrane; cytoplasm. The record is from RefSeq and is a predicted model, not a curated record. Gene Ontology annotation, biological process: vesicle-mediated transport; endosomal vesicle fusion; autophagy.
AACUAGCAGGAAGUCCGGGGUUGACGAUAGCUGUGUUGUUGAAGGGCCUGUAGCCGGGGGUUCCUGGCCGGGUCCCGGUCUACCCUUAGCCCAGCCUCGUUCCGGACCCCAGCCCGGCCCGGAACACUCUGGGCGAGACGGCGGUGGCGACUCUCCCCUUGCCGCCAUGCACGACGCUUUCGAGCCAGUGCCGAUCCUAGAAAAGCUGCCUCUGCAAAUCGACUGUCUGGCUGCCUGGGAGGAAUGGCUUCUUGUGGGAACCAAACAAGGACAUCUUCUUCUCUAUAGGAUUCGGAAGGACGUUGGUUGCAACAGAUUUGAAGUGACACUAGAGAAAUCCAAUAAGAACUUCUCCAAAAAGAUUCAGCAGAUCCAUGUGGUUUCCCAGUUUAAGAUUCUGGUCAGCUUGUUAGAAAAUAACAUUUAUGUCCAUGACCUGUUGACAUUUCAACAAAUCACUACUGUUUCAAAGGCAAAGGGAGCAUCACUGUUUACUUGUGACCUCCAGCACACAGAGACCGGUGAGGAGAUGUUACGGAUGUGUGUGGCAGUAAAAAAGAAGCUGCAGCUCUAUUUCUGGAAGGACAGGGAAUUUCAUGAAUUGCAGGGGGACUUUAGUGUGCCAGAUGUGCCCAAGUCCAUGGCGUGGUGUGAAAAUUCUAUCUGUGUGGGUUUCAAGAGAGACUACUACCUAAUAAGGGUGGAUGGAAAGGGGUCCAUCAAAGAGCUCUUUCCAACAGGAAAACAGCUGGAGCCCUUAGUUGCACCUUUGGCAGAUGGAAAAGUGGCUGUGGGCCAGGAUGAUCUCACCGUGGUACUCAAUGAGGAAGGGAUCUGCACACAGAAAUGUGCCCUGAACUGGACAGACAUACCAGUGGCCAUGGAGCACCAGCCUCCCUACAUCAUUGCAGUGUUGCCUCGAUAUGUUGAGAUCCGAACAUUUGAACCAAGGCUUCUGGUCCAAAGCAUUGAAUUGCAAAGGCCCCGUUUCAUUACCUCAGGAGGAUCAAACAUUAUCUAUGUAGCCAGCAAUCAUUUUGUUUGGAGACUCAUCCCUGUCCCCAUGGCAACCCAAAUCCAACAACUUCUCCAGGACAAGCAGUUUGAAUUGGCUCUGCAGCUCGCAGAAAUGAAAGAUGAUUCCGACAGUGAAAAGCAGCAACAAAUUCAUCACAUCAAGAACUUGUAUGCCUUCAACCUCUUCUGCCAGAAGCGUUUUGAUGAGUCCAUGCAGGUCUUUGCUAAACUUGGCACAGAUCCCACCCAUGUGAUGGGCCUGUACCCUGACCUGCUGCCCACAGACUACAGAAAGCAGUUGCAGUAUCCCAACCCAUUGCCUGUGCUCUCCGGGGCCGAAUUGGAGAAGGCUCACUUAGCUCUGAUUGACUACCUGACACAGAAACGAAGUCAAUUGGUAAAGAAGCUGAAUGACUCUGAUCACCAGUCAAGCACCUCCCCGCUCAUGGAGGGCACUCCCACCAUCAAAUCCAAGAAGAAGCUGCUACAAAUCAUCGACACCACCCUGCUCAAGUGCUAUCUCCAUACGAAUGUGGCCCUGGUGGCCCCCUUGCUACGCCUGGAGAACAAUCACUGCCACAUCGAGGAGAGCGAGCACGUGCUGAAGAAGGCUCACAAGUACAGUGAGCUUAUCAUCCUGUAUGAGAAGAAGGGGCUCCACGAAAAAGCUCUGCAGGUGCUCGUGGACCAGUCCAAGAAAGCCAACUCCCCUCUGAAAGGCCACGAGAGGACAGUGCAGUAUCUGCAGCAUCUAGGCACGGAAAACCUGCAUUUGAUUUUCUCCUACUCAGUGUGGGUGCUGAGAGACUUCCCAGAAGAUGGUCUGAAGAUAUUUACUGAAGAUCUCCCGGAAGUGGAGUCUCUGCCACGUGAUCGAGUCCUCGGCUUCUUAAUAGAGAAUUUUAAGGGUCUGGCUAUUCCUUAUCUGGAACACAUCAUCCACGUUUGGGAGGAGACAGGCUCUCGGUUCCACAACUGCCUGAUCCAGCUGUACUGUGAGAAGGUGCAAGGUCUGAUGAAGGAGUAUCUCCUGUCCUUCCCUGCAGGCAAAACCCCAGUCCCAGCUGGAGAGGAAGAGGGUGAGCUGGGAGAAUACCGGCAAAAGCUCCUCAUGUUCUUGGAGAUUUCCAGCUACUAUGAUCCAGGCCGGCUCAUCUGUGAUUUUCCCUUUGAUGGCCUCUUAGAAGAACGAGCUCUCCUGUUGGGGCGCAUGGGGAAACAUGAACAAGCUCUUUUCAUUUAUGUCCACAUCUUAAAGGAUACAAGGAUGGCUGAGGAGUACUGCCACAAACACUAUGACCAAAACAAAGAUGGCAACAAAGAUGUGUAUCUGUCCCUGCUUCGGAUGUACCUGUCGCCCCCCAGCAUUCACUGCCUGGGGCCAAUCAAGCUGGAACUACUGGAGCCAAAAGCCAACCUCCAGGCCGCUCUGCAGGUCCUUGAGCUGCACCACAGCAAACUGGACACCACCAAGGCCCUCAACCUUCUGCCAGCAAACACUCAGAUCAAUGACAUACGCAUCUUCCUGGAAAAGGUCUUGGAAGAAAAUGCACAAAAGAAACGGUUCAAUCAAGUGCUCAAGAACCUUCUCCAUGCAGAGUUCUUGAGGGUCCAAGAAGAGCGGAUUUUACACCAGCAGGUGAAGUGCAUCAUCACAGAGGAGAAGGUGUGCAUGGUGUGUAAGAAGAAGAUUGGCAACAGUGCAUUUGCAAGGUACCCCAAUGGAGUGGUCGUGCACUACUUCUGUUCCAAAGAGGUAAACCCAGCUGACACUUGAGCCCAGCAUCCUGGGGAUCCAGCAGAUGGACAGCUUGGCUCUCCCAGAGAGGUGAAGGAGCACCUGGCCUUAGGAAUCCUGGCUGCCACCACCACAAGGCUCCCUAUUUGGACACUACUGGCUAUCUUGUGCCCUGGAACUACUCUGAAUUAAUUAGACUCAUGGUCUGGCAUUGCCAGCUUUUUAAUGGGAAAAGAGAUUAGUUAUACCUUAUACCAUUAUGCUGUGGGCAAUUCCAGAGAAUUCACUACCUGCUUGUUCAGGAGGAGGUGCACCAUCUUGCCUUUGCAUACCAGUCACCUGCGCAAGGAAACUUGUAACAAGUGUUUGUAACCAUGGGGUUGUUCAUCAAGGGCUUUUCUAUUAAGAUAAGUACACGACUUCACAAGGACCCCUCAGCAUGGCUCACUGGAGAGUUCCAUGAGAGAACAGCACUCAAGCUCCUGGUCGCAUGGACCCGAUGGCUCGUGUUCUGUGUAGCGUUUUACAUCCCCAUAGUAGCCGUGCCCUGCACCCCUCAGUAGCCGCCCUAUUAGUUUUCAGUCUCCUUUUCUUUCUCACGUUUAUCACUUCCCUCACUGCCCUACCCAGGCUUUCUCUCCCACUUCCCUGACUCUGGGAAUAACUAAUAUUUAAGCAAGGUAAGAUGAGAAGCAAGGGGAAGUGUCAGUUCUAGGAAUACAGUGCUAGUUGAUUGUCAGGUAUCUUGUAAAUAGACCCUCUUUGGCCAUACACUUCAUACCUAGAUGCCUCGGAGAGCACCAUCCUCUGCCUAGGCAAGGCCCUGCAUCCCUCGCCUCAGGCCGGGCUGAGUGUGACCGCAGCUCCUGAGGAUGGGCCUGCCCUGUCUGGGGUAUGCGUGAUCCCUAGAUACAUGUUCCCACAGAGGUCACUGCUCCGUCUUCGCUCACCAGACACUCAGGCGAGCUGGCUUAGUCUUUGUGCGUGGCGAUUUUGUGCUCUGGGCCUUUCUCUUUUUCCAGCCAGUUUCCAUUCACUUGCCUUACAGCCUGCCCCGGCCAUCGCUCCCCAGCUUUGUUCGGCAAUGGUGUGGUUGGACAGUUGUACUGGGAUAGCGCAGGAAAGUGGGUCCCGGCAGCACGCAGGGGAUGAGUGAACCUGGAACUGACAAUGGCAUGCUGCCAAGCGUUCCUGAGAGGUGUUCAGGCACAGCAGAGAGGACGCGGGGGACAAGAACAGCAGCAUGCUGGUUUAAAAGUAACUCACCGCCAAACCUGUGGAGCAGUGUGGGGGAUCCUGCCAGAGGUGCACAGGCUGGAGUUUCAGGCACUGCAGGCUGAGGACACACAGGGAGAGUGGCCCUGCCUCCUGUCCUCCCCGGGGUUUUUGCAGACUCAAAGUCUCACUGUACCAGUGUCUUUGAUGGUAGUGAGGGUGGGUGAUGGUGCCCAGCACCGACAGUUUUAGUGGCCUGUCCUUGACAUGCCGUGGUCCUUUGUAAACGAUGGCUCCAUGCUGUGUGACAGAUCAACGUGCUGAUGGUAAGUAGACUAGGCUCCCCCAGGCACACUGUCCGUGGGGGCCUGAAGAGACAGUGAGUGCCAUUGGCCCCAUUCACAGGCGUGGGAGACUGUGCUCAGGCCUGUGAGGCUGGGCAGCCCUUCACCAGAGUUCGGAGGAGCAGUGUGUGGCGCCAUGUCCCGACUGGCCAUACCCACACAGAAGCAGUGCUGCCCGGGGUCUCCUCUGGGCCAGCUUGGACUCUGCUUCCUCCAGGAGCAGCAGGGAAGUGCUGGGCUGCCUCCCUGGAUAGCAGGAACUUGCCCUGCCACGUGUGCCCUGCCUUCCUGGCCAGCUGUGCUUGUUCUCUUCCAUUCUCACAAACUGUGUUUGAAGCAAUAGAAUAAAGAAUGUGUGUUUUCUUUCCUGGUAUACAUACAUGAUCCCAUGCUCCCAAACUCCGUUCUUCCUUCCCUCAACUCUCUGCCCUCCACAGAGCUAUGGAGAAGGCUGGAGAUGAAAGCUUUGUAGUGAGGACUGAUAAAGAUCUCAUCACUGCUCCUUAUAAUAAACCUAAUAAAGCAAGAAACC